This is a messenger RNA of Pyricularia oryzae 70-15, 1320 nucleotides long. RefSeq names its product methylitaconate delta2-delta3-isomerase. The transcript has a single exon. Bases 1 to 1320 code for a protein of 439 amino acids. Lineage: Eukaryota; Fungi; Ascomycota; Sordariomycetes; Magnaporthales; Pyriculariaceae. The record is from RefSeq and is a predicted model, not a curated record.
AUGGCCGUGACCCCACACCGCAGGGUCCGCCGCUCCAUACCGGCCGUCAUGAUGCGCGCCGGUACCUCCAAGGGCCUCUUCCUACACCGAAAAGACCUCCCGGCCUCGGAGUCAGAAUGGGCCGCCCCUCUACUGGCCGCCAUGGGCUCAAAGUAUGACGACGCCCGCCAGAUCGACGGCGUCGGCGGCGCCAGCAGCGUUACUUCAAAGGUUGCCGUCGUGGCCCCCUCCAGCCGGCCGGGUGUCGACGUCGACUACACCUUUGUCCAGGUCGCCGUCGGCAAGGAGAGCAUCGACCUGACGGGCAACUGCGGCAACAUGUGCUCCGGCGUGGGCCCGUUUGCCAUCCAGGAGGGCCUGGUCGUCCCGAAACCAGGCGAGCAGUUUGUCGACGUGCGCAUCUUCAACACAAACACCGAGAGGCUGAUCGUCGAGACGGUCGAGAUCGACGAGGACGGCUGCGUUGUCGAGGACGGCAGCUUCCGCAUCCCCGGCGUCAAGGGCCCCGGCAGUGAGAUCAAGGUCGCCUUUGUCGAGCCGGCCGGCAGCAUGACCGGCAAGCUGUUCCCCAGCGGCAGGCGGGCAGAGAGCAUGCAGGUCGACGAGGUGGCCGGCCUGCCGGCUUUCACGGUGGACGUGACGCUCAUCGACGCGGCCAACCCCUUUGUCGUUGUCGAUGCCGAGACGCUCCCCGCGGAGGUGCAGACGCAGGCACGGGACUCGCCGCUUUCACUAGAGGUGGCCGAGGCCAUCCGUCGGCGCGGUGCGGUCCUCAUGGGCCUGGCUGAUAGCGUAGAGGCCGCUGGGCGGGUGCGCGGCACGCCAAAGUUGGCAUACGUAUCCGCACCACCACCAGCAUCCGCAUACAACCACGGCAGCACAAUAAUAGAUGACUUGCCAACCACCGCUUCACCAGACAUAGUGGUCUGCGCCUACAGCAUGGGCAAGCCACACCCCAGCCUGCAGCUCACAGGCGGCGUGUGUCUGUCCAGCGCCGUCGCCGUGGAGGGCACGGUCGCGCACCGACUUUCUCAAAGAUCCAGCAAGGGCAAGACGCCAACGGGUCACGAGCUACCCCCGACCCCAGAGAGGACGCCGAGCCCGCCGUCCUCGGUCGUCGACGAGGAUCUCAACAGCUCGCCGGCGGAGGCGCAGGGCAUCAGCAAGCGGCAGAUCCGGCUCCAGCACGGCAGCGGCGUCAUGGAGGUGGAGACGUGGACUCGCCCCGACGCCGAGCAAGGGCUGGCGAUAGAUAGGUGCAUCGUGUCGAGGACGGCGAGGAGGUUGUUUGAGGGCAAGGUUCUGUAUCAUAUGUCAUAA